Molecule: messenger RNA, 891 nt
Organism: Mya arenaria
Lineage: Eukaryota; Metazoa; Mollusca; Bivalvia; Myida; Myidae
Product: protein FAM78B-like
Exons: 5
Coding region: 1-891 (296 amino acids)
Source: RefSeq, a predicted model, not a curated record
AUGGCUCAUAAGGGUGACAAAGACCAAGAAAUGGGCAACAUCAACAGAGUUGUUAUUAAGCCGGGGCAUUUGAAAGAAAUUCACCAAAAAGUUAGGGUGCUAAACUUCCGCACGCUUAUUGAUAACCUUCCAACCAGCAUUGACGAAAGCUCUUCGACUGUUUUGAAGUACAAAACACCAAAUUUUAGAGCUAGCGCCACGGUGGAAAUGGCACCGCUGUCAGAGCAACACAAGUGGAAGAUCGGCUGGAUCCAGGCGUGCACUGACAUGACCUUCCAUAACACGUACAGCGACGAGGGAUACACGAGCUGGGAGUUCCCGGAGCUGAGUUCCGGUACACAAAACAUGAUCAGCGACUGUGACGGGCACCACUAUCCCUGGUAUGGGUCCCGGAACGAGACAGUGACAUUCGAGGGUCCAUGCAAGAUGUACCAGACGGCCACCGUUACCAUGAACGACAACUUCCACCCGCAUGUCACCUGGAGAAAUCCCGCCAUGAGGAGCCAAGGUCCCCCGAACUUGACCCAUAUCACCCGGGAUCAGACUUUCAACGUCUGGCUUGUGGUCUGGAACAUGACCACGCAGAAAGCCUACAUCCUUAAGAACAUCCGAUGGAACAUGCAGCUAAAUAUUGACGUUGACCCCUCGAAACCUCUCGGUCAGAGAGCGAAGCUGAUGAGCAAUCCGGUUCCCCGCCAACCGGAAGUCCUCGAACACCACGUUCCCAUUCCUAAAUGUGCCCUCAUGCCGCCCAACGCCAACAGCGCCCAGAUGCUUGUGUGGCGCCCGCGCGUGGGCCAGCCCAUGUGCAUCAUCCCGCCCGUGUGGAAGAAGGACGUACCCAUUGAUAAACAAGUUCCUAGAUACGACAGCAAACUUACCAAACUUUAA